Eriocheir sinensis (Chinese mitten crab) is the source of this 2770-nucleotide messenger RNA. RefSeq names its product sphingomyelin phosphodiesterase-like. Gene Ontology annotation, biological process: ceramide biosynthetic process; sphingomyelin catabolic process. Gene Ontology annotation, molecular function: acid sphingomyelin phosphodiesterase activity. Lineage: Eukaryota; Metazoa; Arthropoda; Malacostraca; Decapoda; Varunidae. The transcript has 13 exons. The record is from RefSeq and is a predicted model, not a curated record. Bases 124 to 1917 code for a protein of 597 amino acids. Gene Ontology annotation, cellular component: lysosome.
GCGGGAACACAGCAGCUGGCGGCAGGUGUUUGUUCCCACCCUUGAAGGCCCAGCUGAGGCUAUAUAUGGUGUUGUCUCGGUAUAUGGGGGGUGAUACCAACGACUGCCCUGAGGAGGUUCAACAUGGCACCAAAAGCUGUGUGGAGGCCUGUGCUUAUUGCUUUAGGCGUGUGUCUCGGCCUGACUGCAGCCACACCUCUUGGGCUCCGGGAGAGGGAACUGGCAGACAGAUGCAGUAACUUCCUCCUCCGCUCCUUCUUCCCGACUCUCCCCGAAACAACAGUGAGCUUGACAUGUCUGGAGUGUCUGAGUGCCACAGCAGCCCUGGACCUUUGGAUAUCGUCCGGGGCCACUGUGGAGGAGGUGGAGGACUUGGCCAUCAACGAGUGCAUUGUUCUGAACCUUUUCCCCGAAGACGUCUGCUACGGCAUGGUGAAGUUGGCCGGUCCUGAGGUAGUCUAUGUAUUCAACAACACUGAGUACUCCCACGAUACCAUGUGUGGCUGGCUGCUGGGUCUGGACUGCCAACACACCGACCUCAACCCCUGGGCCAUUGAGAUCCCCGGUGGCAAGCCUGAACCUAUACAGCCUGAACCCCAGCAGCCGACGCCAAGUGUGAUGAAGAUCCUGCACCUCUCGGACCUUCACGUGGACCUCCUGUACGACGAGGGAAGCGCUGUCGUCUGCGAACACCCGUACUGCUGCCGACAUGCCUUUGGUGACCCAGGGCUGGGGGAGGAAGCGGCUGGUCACUGGGGGGCCUUAGCUUACUGUGACAUCCCCAUACACACCCUGGAGGACCUUCUAUCCCAGGCGGCUGCGAUCACCACGCCGGAUCUUGUGUACUUGACAGGCGACCUCCCUCCACACGAUGUCUGGGCCCAGGACCACGCCACCAACCUGGCCGCCAUCGACGUCACCAAUGCCCUCAUCAAGCAGUACUUCCCCGGCAUCCCCGUCGUCAACGCUCUCGGCAACCACGCCUCGGCACCCGUAAAUAGUUUUGCCAUACCAGCCGUGUACGAGGCCGGCUGGGACAUGAGCUGGCUGUACGAUGCGCUGGCUGUCAUAUGGGCUGAGUGGCUGCCGGAGUCGUCUUUGGCUGACGUGCGGCGAGGCGGGUUCUUCACCUACUCUCCUGUGCCUGGCCUGAGGGUGGUGUCGGUCAACAUGAACUACUGCAACACUCAGAACUGGUGGCUGCUGAUGGAUAACAUAGACCCGGUGGAGGAGCUGCAGUGGCUAGUGGAUACCCUGGUGGCGGCCGAGGCUGCUGGGGAGGCCGUGCACAUCCUGGGCCACAUCCCGCCUGGAGGGGGAGACUGUGACCACACCUGGAGCCACAUCUUCAAUCAAAUAGUCUUCAGGUUUGAGUCCACCAUCCGAGGCAUGUUCUAUGGCCACACGCACGGAGACUCCUUCUCGGUGUUCUACGACCAGGACAACUACAUGCGCCCUGUGGCUGUGUCCUUCAUCAGCCCCUCAGGCACCACCGGCACCAGCCACCACCCGGCCUUCAAGGUGUUUGAGGUGGACGCUGGACACGAGGAUGCGACCUGGGCUGUCCUGGACGCUGCCGCCUACUACAUGAACAUAACAGAGGCCAACAUGGAAGGUGGCUCUCCCGUAUACAAUGUGAGGUACUCCGCCAAGGACUCGUAUGGGCUGCCUUCCUUGACCCCUGCCAGUAUGCACCAGCUGGUCCUGAACAUGGUCACUGAGGAAGGCCUUUACGAGCGCCACAGAUGGAACGUCAACAAUGAUAUGGUCGAGGUUCCUGCUGCCGGGAGCUGUGAUGCCGAAUGCCUCAAGAGUGAGCUGUGUGGGCUGGUCAAGUCUGAUUCAUCUGAUGGAACGGCGUGUCAGAACCUUCAAGACUACAUUGACUCCGUGACCUCCAGCACAAGUUCUCCCUAAAUUAUCUUGUUGGCAAAAGUUCUGUAAAUUAUCCCACCUCCCCAACAGCAGAUAAACAGCGAUACUACCACUAACAGCAUCAGAACCUUAUUUGCAUGAAGUAGUAAAAAAGUAAGGUGGUUUUGUUACAUAUAUAAUCCAUUGCAGAUAAAAGAAAGUAAGCAACUGUUCAUAUGAGGCUUUGAAAUUCUAUAUAAAAGGUGGAAAAAUAUUUGAAGUUGUACAUAAAUGAGUAAAGUGUCUAAAUUAGUGAUACAAUACAGCUUUCCAACCAUGAUAUUUUGCCUGAUGGGACAGAAGAGUGAGAGAGAGGGGGUCCUUUAUGUGUCUGGGGGGCUUGUCAACAUACUGUGGAGGGGACAUCCUGUGGGUCCCAGAGAGAGAGAGAGACUCCCAAUAUAACUGGUUUCAGCAUAACUAGAUUAUUCACAACAAUUUUCUGAAGGUGACAUCUUAAGAAAAUUGCUGUGAAUAACUCAAGUCUUUGUGCUGAAAUGUGUUGUAUUAUAUUAGGGAGAAAGAGGAGAGGUGCAGAGGGGUGGGGUGGGGUCUCUUCUCUUCUCAGUCCACAGGAGCCCUCUCUCUUCAUUGCCAAACAGGUCAUGUACCACACAGCCAGUAUUACUCUUAACAUCCCCUCUUGAUCCUGUUCGGUGAUGAAAAGUUACAUCCACUAUUACUCUUAACAUCCCCUCUUGAUCAUAAAUGGCUUAAUUACACCUUCGCCUCAGUAAAGAUAUACACAGAAAAGAAGAAACAGACCACAGAAUUGUUCCAUCAUAGCUAGUGGAAUGUUUUGUGAAAGCAACAAGUUCACUGUUCCUGUACAUCAUCUAAUAAAUGUUAAUAAUCA